AUGAACGAGAAGUCUUCAAAAUCAUCAGCUGUAGCAGCUGGAGUUAUGAUAAUCAUCAAUUUAUUGUCUAUGAUUCUCUGUAUUAUCAUAUUCGCCAUGGGUCUACUGGUGAUAGCAGCGCCAUCUACAGUGAUGUACUUGGUUAAUAACUUCGGAAGCAGUUUUAUGAAGGCGUUGGUAACUGAGGAUACACUUUCUUUCCAACUGGGGAUGGCUGGAGCGUUGGUAUCUGGCUUCGUUUUUUGCAUCUCCUUCAUGGGAUUGUAUGGCGCUAUCACGAGAUCAAAGUUUCUUCUGUUUAUGAAAGGAUUCCAAAACCAAGACGUCAAUUUUAACCAUAUAGUGCGUGCGAACUUAAACUGCUGCGAAUUAAAUGUGACGUCCACAUUAGAAGUAAAUCCUCCAUGGUCCUGUUGCAAUGAAGAAUUCUAUUCAAAUAACUGUACUAUAGAAAAAGUUCACGAUUUGGACUGCCAAAACGCCAUUAGAUCGUGGCUCGAUAAGUUCGAGAUACCAGUAUACGCUACCCUCAUUGUUUUCCAUGUUAUAUUGCUGUCCUGCUCACUCCUAAGGCACUGUCUGUCUCGCUCGCACACCUAG
Molecule: messenger RNA, 600 nt
Organism: Danaus chrysippus (African queen)
Lineage: Eukaryota; Metazoa; Arthropoda; Insecta; Lepidoptera; Nymphalidae
Source: the annotation of a GenBank genome assembly